Messenger RNA from Anastrepha obliqua, 8553 nucleotides. RefSeq names its product serine/threonine-protein kinase ATM (gene tefu). The coding region runs from base 105 to 8465 and encodes 2786 amino acids. Gene Ontology annotation, biological process: DNA repair. Gene Ontology annotation, molecular function: protein serine/threonine kinase activity; protein binding. Lineage: Eukaryota; Metazoa; Arthropoda; Insecta; Diptera; Tephritidae. The transcript has 33 exons. The record is from RefSeq and is a predicted model, not a curated record.
UUGAAACAGGCGGGAUCCCAAUUAGUUACUUUUGUUUAAGAGUUUUAAGUAAAUCGCAUAUAUCUUUGUGUUUUGUUUGUGGCAGUUGAUAAAAAUAAGUUAUUAUGUCCUCUCAACUGCACCAAAUCUCGACGUUGUGUGCAGAACUACGCUCGGAAAAGCCUCCAACUCGUAACAAAGCUGCUGAACGCUUAGAUACAAUAUUGGUGAAUUCUAAAGACGAACUGAUCCAGCGGCUUCGGCUUAAACAUACGGACGAUAUUACUUGGAAUGAAAUAUUCUGCAGUACUGUUGAUUCGGUGCUCAAGCACGCAGCUAAGGUCGUUGAGUUGAAGGAACAAAAAAGUAUCCAAGCCAUGUUGAAUAAAAAUCACGUCUACCGUUCAGUUAUUCAUAAGCUUAUCGAUUAUAAUUUGGAGAAUUCAAAUAACUUCCUAUCGAAAUCUGCAAUUUACCAAGCAUUUUGUAACGGCUUUAGCACAACUAGCGCUGUGAAAAUUUUUGGUAGCUUGUUUAUUCAGAUUCUUGAACGGGGGAUUUAUAAAUCUCCCUCCUAUGUACGGGAACUUAAAGUGGAUGAAUAUAAUAAUAUACUUUCGAAUUUGUUUGAGUUAACUAUUCCGGGUGAUGAUAUUCUGCACUUCGAGGUUCUAAGCUGCAUUGUAAAAACGAUUGAAUUAGCUGUUCAGUAUGUUCAUAUACAAGAUGAAAUCAUUGCAUACUUGCCGGAAAUUUUGCCAUUUGCGCGCAGAGCAAAUGAUGACCGAAAAAAAUCAGAUGUAAUAAAAUUGUACUAUUUUUUUAUAUCUCAGCUAACUAUAGAUUAUCAUCAUUCAGUCUGUGAAUCGUUACAAGAUAUUUUACCAGUAAUGUGUGAUAUUUAUAAUGUUCAAUUGAAGCCAGAAGUAAAAGAAAUAUUUUAUUUAUCCAUAUACUCUUCUAUACAUGCAAUAUAUCCGCACAUCACAAAUGGUAGUUUUAAAACUAUACAAAUAGCCUUAAAAGACAAUUGGCCGAAGACUUUAAACAAACUCAAAUCAAUAGUCGAUUUGGAAAUUAGAGAACGCAGUAUGGCUAUUCAACGACCAAAUCAGCCUGGGCGGGAGAAAUGUCUGGAGCACUUCAUUGAAAUGGCUAGCGUUAUUGUAUAUGUAUUGUUUUGGCAUAUUAAUGAUAAAACCGAUUUAUCAGUAGGUGACCAACCUAUAAACAAGAUGGCAAAAAUUUCAGAUAAAUUGGACAUUAUGUUACAACUUGUUCAGCAUGACAAUACCUUCAACGAAACUUGGUUUGCAAUACUAGGUGUCCUACUAGGUAAUCAACAAAAUGUUAUUAAUCUCACCAAUUACCCAGAGUUGCUACAAGCCAUUUCAAAUAUAACAAACGUUUCUUCGAAUGCAAUGACUUGGCGCAGCAUACGUCGUGGUUUGACGGCGGUUUUGAUGUUUGAAGAAAACGGGAUUUUAGGGGUUAAUAAAGUUUAUGUCAGUUAUUGUACUGAUAAGUGGAAUAAAAUAGUUAAUUUUCUCAUUUCCGAAUCAUCAGAAAACAAUAAUAUUAUAACAGAAAAACAACUAUUAUUACAAGCCUUGAUAAAACACGGCAAGCUCUCAUCUGAAGCAAGUAACAAACUAAUCCAAUCUAUUAUAAGUAACAGUAUUCUGAGACGAGCUGAAGCUUUUGAAACUAUACGCCAAAUUUUGAUACAUGCUGACAUUUGCGGAGUAGAUAAAAAUUCCAAAACCAUUGAAAAAAUUAUAAUUUGGGCUUACGAGAUUAACGAUAAAAUAAAUGCUAGGAGCAUGCUACUGAAUAUUGCUCCUGUUGACGUUACGCUUAUUAACGACACCUGUGCGAUUGCUGUUACGAAUUUCUUGAAUGAACAGCAAAUAUUUCCAUCAACAACUUACAGAGAUGAUUUUCAAAUGAAUUACUAUAAUUUAAAUUUGCUUCAGUACAAAUAUAACAUUAAAUUUGUUUGCUUAGAAGAGCAUGGCAAACCAUUGAAGUCAAUGCAAACAUUCCUUCAGGCAAAGAGUGCUAAGUCCAAACCCUUGAAUAAUUGCUUAUUUCAAAACACGUAUGAGUUACUGAUGCGUACUGUAAACCUAGAAAUUUCAAAAGAAACUACGUGUGCCAGUAUUAUUUCGGACAUGUCGUCUUUGUACAAACUAGCAGAUCUAAUGAAAGCUUUACUGCAUUAUGAAGUGUUUACAAAAGCCAAUCUAAGCCAGUGUCCACUAAUUAAGCGUGUGGGAUUUUUCCUUAGUCAUAUGGAGUUUCAAUUGAAAAGCAAUGAGCCACAAAGUAUGGAACGCACAGAAUUAUUGGAAAUUUUGCAGCAUUUGGAACCGUUUGUAAAAACGUUUACUUCCAGUGAGGUAUUAUUACAGUUUUUAGAAACGCAACCUCUGGAGGAGUUGAUUAACUUUUUGGGAAUGAGUUUAUUGCAUAGUGCUUCUCAGCAUGUGCGAAGUAAGUCCGCUGACUGGGCCGAUGUUCGUUUCAUAUCGCUGCGCAUUCUCGCCGAAUUAUGUGCUAGUAGUACUUAUCAAAAAGAUGCAUUCCAUCGUAUAUCGCGCUAUGUUUUCAAUAUUCGUAAUGACUUAGACACUCUUCUUCCACUCAUACAAAUAUUUUGUAUGCAAAAAAGGAAACCCGAUCAAGAAAACUGCCCAAUAGGCGAAUGGUUCGUAGAUAAAUUAAAAGUCAUAUUCAGGUUGUAUUACAUGGACCUGAAAAUCAUUGGCAGAUUAGUUGAGAUGCUUCCAGAAAUCUUCGAAUAUGUCUACCCAAACAAUGAGCUCUUAGAUAACAUGUUCGUGGCAUUAACAUCCUUACUUAAAGUCGCUUAUAAAAAGAAUUAUUCUGCAAGAAUAACAAGCAAUUUAAUAAAAAGUGUCCGACAAAUUUCGCGUCAAUGCGAGGGAAUCUGGACACGAGAAAGCUUUUUAAAUAUUUGCACAUCUGUGAUGAAAUUUUUGUCUUUCCCAUCUCUUCAAAUCCAGUUUUCGGUGAUAAACACGAUAACAUCAUUAAUGGAUUCUAAUUGGUUGAAAAGCUCAACAUCAUCUAUUUAUAUUAAUGAGCACUAUAAUAUGUGUCAGGAGCUGUUUUCUACAAUAAACUGGACAAAUUUAUUAGAUUCUACCACAGAUUUAGCACAAAAUCGAGCAGCGGUAGUAAUGCAACUCUUAGUGGCUCUUAUUGGUUUCAGUUCUUAUUAUCAGGAAAAUGCCUUAAAGGAGUUGGCCAAUUGUUAUGCUUCGAAAAAAUUUACAGAAGCCGACUUCAAAGAGUUUACUCAAAUUUGUGACUUCUUUGGCUGUACGCGAUAUCAGUUGACAAAACCAUAUAUGAACAGUUUAAUAAGAGCAUGGCUAGCUAAUAAUUGGCCAAUUUUAAAAUAUCCAUAUUUUCUGUGUUACCCAAGCAGAGAUGAAUUUAUCUCGCAUAAUAUUUCAAUUAUUGUGGCUUAUACGUUAUUAUAUGUCCCAAACGGAGAUUUGAAAAAACUUAAUAAAUAUGCAACCGAUGAAGAGCUUAUAAAGUCUGCCGCUCCUAUAUUACAAGCGUUCAUGUUACCGCAAAAGGCAUUUUGUCCGGAAGCACAAUCUGAAAAAUACAGGAAGCAUAUCAGCAUAUUAAAUGAAAAUGCAAGGCGAUUGGGGAUGGAUUUGCAGCAAACAAGAAAUAAUAGUUCUAAUAUUCAUUGGAAAACUCUAUAUUUUUGCUACAGUCUUUUAAAAGUCGAUGAAUCUGCCACAGGAUCCUUUGAAUUUCCAAUUCUUCAUGGUACAUCAUCGUGGUGUCACUUGAGUCACAAAAGCCUACAACAAUGUCUUACUUUAUACCUGAUCGAAAAGGUGGAUGCUGACGAAUACGACCCAAAAGCGUUUUUCGCUCCCAUUUGCCACAAUCCACUCGAAUUUUUAAAAGUUCUUGGUGCUCUAAAAGCAGAUAUUUAUUGCUGUAUAUUCCCAAAUGAGAAAAUAUUAUACUUUUAUAAAUAUUGCAUAGCAGUUGAUAUGAUUAUUGAUUCCAUUAUGACGCGUAUUACUUCGAAAAGAGAUACCAAUAUUGCGGACUACUAUAUUCGUGAUGCAAUAUUAUUUAUCACUCAAUUCCUUCAAAAAGUUCAAUAUAUGGAAUUGCACCAAGCGGGACUUCUUUUUUUGCAGUAUCUUUUCGAAAAGCCAAUUAUGUCUGUUGGUGAAGGCAAAAAAGUAAUUAGUGAUCAUUUGAAUGAAAUUACAAAAUGCUUAAUAGCCAUCACUGAUAGUAACAGUGUGUCAGAGAAGACAAAAUUGCCCUUAAAAUUAUUACAUCGCUUAAUUGCCGAAUUUGGCGACAGCGCUAUGAUUUUUGAUCAACUUCCUGAAACAGAAAACUUUGCUGAGCUAUGUGAAAUCCAAACCAAACGAUCAGCCUCACCAAAUAAUAUAAAAGAUCUUUUUAAAAUUUUGGAGUCAUCCAUGCUAAUUCAAAAAUGUGGUAGUGGCACCUUGGGAACAAUAAGGCAAUAUAUAGCCAAACAGAAAGCGGAACUAUGCGCAGAAGGUAUGCUGUUCUCUGAUUUGAUUGGGCGCCUUCUUGAAGUGGCCUGCAAUGCCGAAAAUACAAAUUUACGUCUGGAAGCGGCAAAAUGUCUUGGAGAAUUAGGCUCUCUUCAAAUAGCAGAUGCAACUUUUUAUUAUCAAACCCACUCUUCAUUUUACGAUAAUGUUGCAAGUCCAGUGGACCGGAACGAACUCUUCUCUAUGAGUCUCGGAAAGAUAUUAGACAAAAUGUUAAUGCAAUUUGAAGCAAACACAUACGAGGUUCUGUUCAAGGUAGCAAGUCAUUUAACCAAUACGAAAUUCGCAAAAUCGAUUAUAGGACUCUAUCCAUAUUUGGCAAUUUUUCAAGGCGGCAACAAGACUAAGCAGGAGUGGAAUCCAGACGCUGGCAAUGUUUCUAUUGAUUGGUUAUCAAUUUUAAUAUCAACGGAGUCGCUUGUGUGGAAUAAAUGGAUUUGUGUAUUUGUUAGUAAAAUUUUCGAAAGUUGCGGUUGGACAGCUCUUCGCGACUUGGCAUCGCAAGAUAUAUAUUUUGCAAAUGAAAUUCUACUGCCCUUCAUUACAUUGAUAAUGUACAAUAAAGCGCAGCACAUGGACAAACUUAUGUCUAUGCUCGAGCAUUAUUUCAAAGAGCUGCAUUUGAUUCUUGAAAAGGGUAGAGAUCACACUAUUCGAGAGAUUUUCAAGGAUAAACGAAUAAUAAGAAUAUUUCUAAGCAUAUGUGAAUGCAUUCGCAUAAAUAAUGACAGUGCGGUGCCAAUGAAUUUGCUGUAUGUUGCUAAAGCUAGCAAUCAUUGUCAGGCGUAUUUUAUGACAAUUAUUUACACGGAGUUGUGGGCAUUAUCGGAAUUUACCUCGAACGAUACGCAGACAAAGUUAGAGGAUAGUUUAAGAAAUGCGGCAUUUCAGGAAAUUGCCACAAAGGCGUAUAAGUCUAUUGGAUGCUAUGAUGCCAUUUCGGGAAUUAUCUCUCCCUUACAAUCUCGUCUCGAGUUUCUUGAUUUGAGUAAUAAUUGGUCUGAAAUGUUACUUCAAAACUCAUUCACUAAUGCAACGACAAAUACCCUGUGUACUUCAGCAUUGAAACGAAAUGGAAUUCUAAGUCUAGCUGAUCUGGGCAAUAGAAACAUGGACAAUAGUGUUGACUAUGAGGUUUGUUGGCGACUAUGUCAAUGGGAUGUUCCUGUGGAGGGGCAUUUGAAAGUGAAUAUUGAAAAUGAUCCAGAAGAGGAAUUUAAGAAACAUCAUUUCAACGCUUUGAAGUGCCUAUAUAAUCGUGAGCAACAAAAUUGUUUAGCAGCCAUUGGAAAUGCGCGACAAUGCGUAAUAUACAGCUUGAUGGGGAUAAGCAUUGAAUGCCUGCAAAGUGUAUAUAAAUAUCUUACCUGGUUGCACAUACUUCAGCAGACUGAGGACUUUUGUCAAGUUCAAUUUACUCCUGAAGUAGAUAUAAAAUCGAUAUUUGCAAAAUGGCAAGUGGAAAAUCAACUGAAAUAUGGCAGUUUUAAUUGCAAAGAACUUGUUCUAUCUCAUGAAAUUACACUUUUCAACACAGCGGGAGUGCGUGGAAAAAGAAGAAUAAUAGAUUACUUCAAAUAUAAUCCUAUCGAAACAUCACUUUUAAACGUCAUUAAGGAGUGCAAAAGGUCGGGCGAGAUAAAUUUAGCUAAACGCAAUAUAUUAGCGCUCAGGGACACAGAAAUCACAAAUGAACACAUUAAGCUUAAUAUAUUGCUAGAGGAUGCCGAAAUUUGUUUCCGCUGCGGAAAUAUAGAAAUCACUGAAGCUCUACUGAAACAUGCUUUAACACAUAAAGAAUUAGGAGCUUGCCCGCAGCAAGCACGUGCUCUUAGAAUGUACGGAGAAUUUCUAUUGGAAACGAAUUCGCAAAGUUUCGAAUAUGUUCUGGAAAAAAUGUUCAAUAGAUCUGUCCUUUAUUUGGAAAAGAUAUUAAAAUCUCAAAAGUUUAAUACUAAUAACGACUUGAGUUUUUUGUAUUUGGAAGAUCGUAAACCCGAAGAUUUUGAAAAGGAAAACAGAAAAGAAGCUUAUCAAAUAAUCGCAAAAUACGCAGAUCGCGAGUAUGUACAAUCGAAUAUGUACAUAAACUCGGAAGAAUUUAAAUUGAAGUACCAAAUUAUACAGCAAAAUAGACAGGCAGCCGAUUCAAUUGGCAGACAAAACAAGGAUCGUGAUAUUAACCAUGGCAUAAUUCUAAUGAAGAAGUAUGCCAGUUUAGACGAAACGGAAAUCAAAUUUAUCGAAGAGAAACGCACCAAUAACCUUUGCAUUGCUGUUAAACAUUAUAUGAAAUUUUGUCAUAUUGACGCGGGAUUUUCAAAUGCAGCAAUAUAUAGAAUGAUUGCAUUAUGGUUCGCCAACAAGCAAGAUCAAGCCUUACAUAAAGAGAUUAAAGAGAAUGUGGAUAUAAUUCCAUCUUACAAGUUUAUUUGUGCUUUAAAUCAAAUAACCGCCAGGCUAAAUUCUAAACAUGACGAUUUUAUAUCCAUAAUUAAAGAAAUAUUAGUAAAGUGCUUACAGGAUCAUCCACAUCACACACUUUAUCAGCUGUAUCCGUUAAUAUUUGACGAUACAGGAGGUAAAAGUAAUAAGACUCGUUCCAAUAUAGCAGCCGAUGUUAUAACAAGAGGGCGCAACACAUUGAACGCGCAGUGUGCAAAGCAGAUGACAUUGAUGUUCCCCGCUUUAAUUCAGUUUGCAAGUGCUGAAUGUGAAAAAAGUUCAACAAUGGCGUUAUCAGAAAAAUUAAAGAAAUUGAAAAAUUUAGAGGCGGUCCAUUGUCCCACUAUUGAACUGCCAGUACUGCCACACAGGGACUACACCGUAACGAGCAUUGUAAAGUGGGACGAACGUGUAUCGUUGGUAGGGGGUAUAAACGCUCCUAAGAAGCUUGUGUGUUUGUGCUCUGAUGGAAAAUCACGUCCACAACUCUUAAAAGGUCAAGAUGAUUUACGUCAAGACGCGGUAAUGCAACAGUACUUCGCACUAAUAAAUACUCUUUUAUGUUGUGAUCCCCAAACAAGUGAACGCAAUAUUAGUAUUCGCACCUAUAAAGUCGUACCGCUUUCGAUGCGAAGCGGAAUAUUAGAGUGGUGCGAAAAUACCACACCUAUCGGUGCAUAUUUGGGUAGUGGAAGCGACAAGGUUGGUGCGCAUAAAAAAUAUCGCCCUAACGACAUCACACCACACAAGUGCCGCCAAUUAUCAAUGCAACACCUCAAAUCUGAUUUACAAAAACGUUUGCUAGUUUACGAGCAAAUAUGCGUCCAAAUCAAACCAGUUUUUCACUAUUUUCUGUUGGAAAAAUUUGUGGUUCCAGGUAUAUGGUUUGAACGUCGGCUGGCUUACACAAACAGUAUGGCUGUAAAUUCAAUGGUGGGCUUUGUAGUAGGCCUUGGAGAUCGGCACACUCAAAAUAUAUUGGUUGAUGAGAAAACUGCUGAAGUAAUUCAUAUUGAUUUCGGGAUCGCUUUUGAACAAGGGAAAAUAAUGCCAACUCCAGAAACUGUACCUUUUCGUCUUACUCGUGAUAUGAUUGCACCCAUGGGUAUUUGUGAAACAGGUGGUGUUUUUAAAAAGGCGUGCCAAGCGACGCUGGAGGUUUUGCGAAAAAAUCAUUCCACUAUUAUUACAAUACUUGAAGUUUUGCUAUAUGAUCCGUUAUAUAUUUGGAAUGUAGUACCUUCACCAACUGGUAGUAAAGAUGAUGAAAAGAACCUCACCGCGCAACGUGCACUUUUAUGUGUACAACAUAAGUUGGAAGGAAGGUUAAGUAGCAUCACAAGUACAGUCAAUACGGAUGUGCAAGUUCAACGGUUAAUAAACGACGCUGUGUCCAAACAUAAUUUAUGCCGUCUAUAUCCUGGCUGGGAUCCAUAUUUAUAGGCACUAAUUAAAAAUGUAUUUGUAUUGUUAAUUGUUGUCUAUUUUAAGUACACUUUUAUUAAAAAGAAAAUUGUUUGUAUUCAACUAA